Messenger RNA from Penicillium soppii, 666 nucleotides. RefSeq lists its product as uncharacterized. NCBI's taxonomy places the organism in Eukaryota, Fungi, Ascomycota, Eurotiomycetes, Eurotiales, Aspergillaceae. Gene Ontology annotation, molecular function: pyrroline-5-carboxylate reductase activity. Gene Ontology annotation, biological process: L-proline biosynthetic process. The transcript has a single exon. The record is from RefSeq and is a predicted model, not a curated record. The coding region runs from base 1 to 666 and encodes 221 amino acids.
AUGGGAACCGCAAUCCUGGAGGGAUUGCUAGAAGCGACUGAAAAUGACUCAUCGUCACCUAUUUCACGCUUCCUGGUUAGCACAAACAGUGAAGGCUCUGCGGGUCGAAUCCGAAACAAAUUUCGAAAUGAUGCACUCAGAUUGCGUGUCGAACAGAGUCAUAACAAAGAGUUUAUGCAAGAGGCAGACAUCAUUUUAUUGGGAUUCAAGCCUCAUAUGGCGGAGAGAAUCCUGGGCGAGACUGGCGUGAAAGAAGCACUCGCCGGAAAAUUCGUAAUUAGCGUCCUAGGAGGGAAAACACCUCUAGUCCUUGAGAACUGUAUCACUCAAGACUGUCAGGUUACGACCAGGCCUUGCGUUGUUCGGGCCAUGCCAAACAUGGCAGCUCGGAUCCGGAAGUCUAUGACUAUCAUUGAGAAAAACCCCGAGCUUCCAGCUCACUUGCACGAAACUCUGGUGUGGAUAUUUAGGACAGUUGGAGAUGUCAAGGAGCUAGAUGCAGAUUUGUUUGACGUGGGUUCUAUGUUGGUUGGAUCAUCAAUGGCGAUUCUAUCAGUUGGCCUGGAUGGCAUUCUUGAUGGAUCCGUGAUGGAGGGAAUUAGGAGAUCAGACGCCCUGCAAAUGGCAGCCCAAAGCAUGCUGGGUAUGGCUGAGCUAUUCCGCUAG